Messenger RNA from Jaculus jaculus (lesser Egyptian jerboa), 1041 nucleotides. Its product is annotated as doublesex- and mab-3-related transcription factor C1. The record is from RefSeq and is a predicted model, not a curated record. The transcript has 7 exons. Lineage: Eukaryota; Metazoa; Chordata; Mammalia; Rodentia; Dipodidae. The annotation marks the transcript as partial.
GGGCCGAGGCCUCGGACUCCAGAGCCCGAGGGUCUUCUCAGCGGCGGCGGCGGCCGCAGCAUCGGCGGCGACGUCACAGUCUUCGCGGCCUUGCACGCAGCGCUCUGGCCGGUCGCCGAAUGCCCGCGGAGGACGCGCAUCGCAUCUCCUCCCAGAGUUCCUGCUUCCUGGGCCAGCCAACGCCGCAGGAAGCAACACAGGACCUUGCCUGCUGUGAGCUCCAGGAAGAAGAAGCAGCGUGCACAGCUAAAGAGGCAUCUGGCUCGAUUGCUGAUAAAGAAUAUGGCUGUUGCCCCUAAAUCCCGCAUGCAUGUCAAGAUGAUGACUAUUGAAACGAGAGACCUCAAUAGGAAGGAAGGCACCGUGCACUCACCAGAGGCCAGGCCUGGAAAAGCUUCACAGGAGGAGAGUUCUCAAGGACCCCUAGUGCUCAGCCAGCCACGAGAAUCUCAAACUCUGUCCUAUACUCCAGUGACCACAGAGCAGCAACAGAUGGCUUCUCUUUCCAGGGAGCACCACGGGCACUGUGUCAGGCCCAAUAGAUUCUCAAGUGUGAUCCUGCAACCUUGUGCCACCCCUGGCCCUCUUCUACUGCAGCCACAGGUCUCUAGUGCCUCCAACCAGGAUUCUGUUUCUGAUGCUUUAGAGUGGCAGCGGAAGCUAGAGGCUGCUGAGGCUCUGCUGGCUCUGAAAAACUCUUCUCAGGCUCCUACUGACUCCAUGCCCAUUCAACAGUCUGACAGUCCACCAGGUCCUGCUGGAGAUACAGAAUUGCAGCUGUCCAGCCCCUCUGUGCCAUCUAGGCCUGCCAACUCUGCCUCACUGCCUACUGGACAUUUGGACUGCAUCUCCCUCUUGACCUAAGAGCCCAGAAUGGGAAGCCUUGCUAGAGCACUGCCUGUUUGGUAUCCUGUUUAUGAAUGUACAAAAUGGUCCAUAUCUAAAAUGAUUAACAUGUCUUUAUUUUUUUGAGACAAGGUUUUAUGUAGCCUAGACUGACCUCAAACUUGAUAUGUAGCCAAGGAUGUCCUUGAACUCCUA